AUGUCGUGUCUUAUCUUUAAUGGCUCAUAUGGGACAAUAAAAUCAAGAGCCAACGACAAAUAUAAGUGGCGUUGUCGUGAAAAAGGUUGCAAAUUAACUCGGUCAAUUCGUGAUGUCACAUUUUUCUCGGGAUCAAAAUUAGAAAUACAACAUGUGUUGGACUUAAUGUUUUAUUGGUCACAAGGCGUUGAUAUUCAUGACUUUCUUCGACGACAUUGCAAAUUUGCGAUUUUCGAAGAAUAUUUGUACCUUGAACAACUAACAGAUAUUCGACCAAAUUUAGUAGCAAUGGGUUAUCCAGCUGACAGCUAUGAAAGUGUUUAUCGUAACAAUAUUGGGGAUGUGAGCAGAUUUUUAUCAUCGAAACAUGGUGAUAAAUUUUAUAUUUAUAAUUUAUGUGUUGAAAAAGAACGUCAAUAUGAUAGUACACGAUUUAAUAAUCAAGUUUGUUCUGAUUUUACAUUUGAAGAUCAUAAUCCUCCAUCACUCAAAAUGAUACUAUCAUUUUGUCAACAUGCUGAAUCACAAUUAAAAGAUCAACAAGAUCGAACAUUAGUCAUUCAUUGUAAAGCUGGUAAAGGACGAACAGGCGUUAUGGCUUGUUGCUUUUUAUUAUACUAUUAUCGUCAAGAAUAUAAUGAUCCACUAGAUACAUUAAAAUACUAUGCACAACAGCGAACAUCAAAUGAAAAAGGUGUCACAAUUCCUAGUCAAAGACGAUAUGUUGAAUAUUUCGGGCAUCUAUUAAAUACACAAGCAUCAUAUUCAUCAAAGCAAAUAUGCUUUACCGGUUUGAUAAUAACCUACGAUUAUAAUCAAGUAUUACACACUAAUUUAUCUUAUACAGUGAAAUCAGCUGAUCACAAAAUUCAGUAUCAAUCAUUUGAUAUUCCCAUUGAACGUGAAUUAGCUAGUCGUCGUGAUACUGGCAGUUCACCGUACAAUGUAUGGGAUUUAAGUAAACGUUAUUUUAUACCACCAUCAAAUCAACAAUGUCGAAUACCUUUGGAAGAUGAUAUUCUAAUAGAAUUAUAUGCAAAAAACAAACGUGGAAAAGUGGAAAAAUUAUGUCAUUUUUGGUUUAAUACUUUCUUUCUUGUUGAUCCACAAAUGCAAAAAAUUUUAACAACAACUGAUAAAAAACCUCAAAGUAAUCUUGGUACUUUGAGUUCAUGUUUAAUCAAUGAUAUAGGACAUAAACAUGUUUAUACAUUAAUAAAAAAAGAUAUUGAUCGUUUACACAAAGAUAAAUGUCAUCGUGAGACUCCUGCAACAUUUUCGGUUUCUGUAUUAUUUGAUCUGAUUCCAACAUCGUCAUCUACCAGUCAAUCUACCACGGUAAUUCAUCAGGAUCUAUCCCCAUCAUUAUCGGACGAAAAACCGAGUACGAAUUUUAAACUAAUUGAAUCAAAUAAUGAAUCGUUAAUUAUUGGACCAUCAAAAUCGUUAGACACAUCAGAUAAAGAAAAAGAGAAACAACAGUCACCAACAACUAUGAAUGAUGUAAAUGUAGCUGAUAAGGAGGGGGUUAAAACCACUCUAAUACGUGCAAAAGAUGCCGAUUCACUAUCUGAAUCUGACGACGAUGAAAAUGAUAGUAAAAUACGUAUACCAGAGAAACUAUCAAAUACUCGAAAAUUUAAUUUAUAUAAGAAUGGUAUUUCAGAUUGGGAUUCAUCUGAUUCUGCAGAUGAGUUGUCUCCUCCGAUAAAUCAAGAUUUUAACGAUAAUCAUAAUAAAAGCUGA
This is a messenger RNA of Didymodactylos carnosus, 1746 nucleotides long. Lineage: Eukaryota; Metazoa; Rotifera; Eurotatoria; Philodinida; Philodinidae. The record is from the annotation of a GenBank genome assembly.